Brassica napus (rape) is the source of this 1859-nucleotide messenger RNA. Its product is annotated as AT-hook motif nuclear-localized protein 13. The record is from RefSeq and is a predicted model, not a curated record. NCBI's taxonomy places the organism in Eukaryota, Viridiplantae, Streptophyta, Magnoliopsida, Brassicales, Brassicaceae. Bases 515 to 1447 code for a protein of 310 amino acids. Gene Ontology annotation, molecular function: minor groove of adenine-thymine-rich DNA binding. The transcript has 5 exons.
UUGACAUUCAUGUGGGUCUUUCUCCUUUAUUUAAAUGUCGUAGAAUUAAAAAUUAGUAAGUUACUAAGUUAUGUUUAUUAAUUAAUUCGAAAUCUACAUAGUACAUUUUCUCUUAGUAAUUUUUUUAGUUUGAAAAUAUACACAUUAUUCUCUUAGUAAUUAAUUCAUGUGCAUUUGUUUUUAUUUGAAUAAAAUUUUGAUAAAAUGUUUUUGUUAUUCUCUUCCUUGAAUCUUCUCCUGCACAUUCACAAACUAUAUCCUAAAGCUAAAUCAGAUCUUUAUAUUUAUUUAAUUAACAUUAAAAAAAACCAUAAAAAUAAAUCCCCUGAAAAGUGAAAACCCCUAAACCAACGAUUUAGUUAUUUAAUUUCCUAACUAAAACAAAAAGUAAAAUACAAAUUCGUCAUCGCUCACUAGUCACUGCUAUAUAUAUAUCUGAAGAACUCAUGUGAGCUCAAAAAACCUUCACUUUCUCUCCAAGAAACUUUCUUCCUUCUUCUUUCUCGAACGUUCCAUGGAUCCCAAAGAAAUCCACCAACAGCAACAGCAGCAGAAUCGCAACGCCGCCGACGCGUUAGCGGGUCCCACCGCCCCUUCUCAGGCCAUGCACAACCGUCCAUCUGUCGGGGCUCUCUCUCUGCGCCAGCCUCAACCUCGACAAGCGGUCAUGCUCGACGGAUCGCCUUACCCCGUCGUGGCCGAACGACGCUGGAGGCAACUCGGGAUCAAGGAACGAGACGCUCCUCCUGAUGUCAAUGUCAAUGUCCAUGAUGGUGGAGAUAGCGGCGGAGGCGCAAAUGCUGGCCCACCUGCUAAACGCAAAGGUCGUCCUCUUGGCUCCCGUGAUAAGCAGCCGCGCAAAGCUUCAGGAGGAGGAGGAGGAGGAGGAGGACCGCUUACAGCUCAUGUCAUUAACGUCAAUGCUGGAGAGGACAUAGCUAUCAAGUUAGUGGAGUUUAUGAAGCAAGAACCACGCGAAGUCUGUAUUCUCUCAGCUUCAGGAGUUGUAUCUAUUGCAGUGGUUCAAUCUGACAAUCCUCUUGGAUUUGUUAAGUAUGAGGGCCUAUAUGUUAUCACUGAUUUGUCAGGUACUUUCUGGAAUACGGAGAGUAAUGAUGGUGGUGCUACUGUGACCAGAACUGGUAACUUGAGAGUGUCUCUAGCUGGUCCUGAUUGCAAGGUUGUGUGCGGUUGUGUUUGUGGAAUGCUUGUAGCUGGUUCACAAGUAGAGGUCACUGUUGGAACCUUUGUACGAGAGGGAGUGAAACUGAGCUCAGCUUCAGCACCAGCCAAUGUAUCGAGCUUAACUGGUGGUGGUGGACCAGGAUUACCUCAGUCUCAGGGACCAAGCGAGUCAUCAGAGGAAUAUGAUACUACAUCUCUUGGAAACUUUACGCCACAACCACCUCACCAUCGUCCCCUCUGGCCUGGCAACAAUCCUCAAUAAGCAAAUGGUUCUCACUAAGGGGUUGACUUCUUUGUUCCAUCAGAAUUGUCCAUAAGUAGAUUGAUCUUUCUUAAGAGAGAGAGAGAUGUUAAAGUAGGGUUGAGUUCAUACUUUUAGUUUGUUACUUAGUUUCUUUUGGUUGUGUGAUGAUUCUGUAAUCAACGAAUGAUCCGGUUUAGUUUCCAAGUAGGUUUCAGUUCAUUUUUUAUAAAAAAAAACAUUUCUCAUAAUGUACAUCUUCUCUUGUUUUCAUUAAAAAAUGUGGUCAAUACAAAACAAAAAACUAACUGUAGUUUUCAUAAUCUGUCUGACUUUUACUUAUCAAAGAAAAACUUAUCUAAAUUUGUAUGGCUUAAUCAAAAGACUGGAUUACACCAAGUGAUUUUUUGUUUAAAAGAAUGUUUGUCUUAAA